Molecule: messenger RNA, 1978 nt
Organism: Pipra filicauda (Wire-tailed manakin)
Lineage: Eukaryota; Metazoa; Chordata; Aves; Passeriformes; Pipridae
Gene: TMEM186
Product: transmembrane protein 186
Exons: 2
Coding region: 1046-1789 (247 amino acids)
Cellular component (GO): mitochondrion
Source: RefSeq, a predicted model, not a curated record
ACUUGGAAGCCAAACAAAUUCUGAGUUAUCUGGGCAUGACAGAAGGCUGUCAGGGGCAUCAAUUAAGACCAUUAAAGACACAGAAAAGGAAGUGCCUCUUGUAGGAUAGGGUGAGAGUCCAUCGCUGCACCUCAUUACAAAAGGGGUUUGUUAUGCGGGUUAUGGUGCAGUGAACAAAGUCAGACCCUCCAGGGAUGUGCUCACAGCUGAGCAGCCACUCGUGUGUGUCACACGCACAACCCCACUGUAAAGCAGCAACGGGAUAAAGCCCUCCCAAAGUUCUGCCAGGAGUUCACCAUUAGUAACAAUCCCUUAAUAUGAUACCGAGAUACCUGUAAAAUUCGCUGCAGUUUCUAAGUGCCAGGAAACAGCUCUUCACAGACUGAGUGCAACGCGACAUUACCAGGAACAGCUCAAAGCAAGGGAGGAGGGGAACGAACAGGGUUUAACCUACAUUUAACCUUCCUGACUUCCUUGCGGGUAGCUCGGGAUUGCAUCAGCGCGGUCCUUACCGUCCUCGCCCAGCUGCUCGCGGAUCUUGGCCAAGUCGGAGCCUCCCACCACCCCAACCUUCACCUUCUGCCGCAGCCGCUGCAGGAACGCCGCCAUCUCCGGGGAGAUCCUCUGCGCCCAAACACACCCGUCAGCCCUCCCUGCCUGCGGCAUGAGCCCCGCAGCGCUGCUCCGCAACAGCCGCCUCAAACCAGCGGCACUGGCUUUAAGAAAUAGAGAGGAUUCUUCUGUUUCCCCCGUAAGGGGCGCGGCAAGUUCGCCCACCCAGCCCGCCGUGUGCGAUGCCCCGCUGCCCGAGGGCUCGCACGCUGUGGGACACCCCCCGCUCCCCCAGCGCCCGCAGCCCCUCGGUGACAGCCCUUAGCCCCGUCCCACAGCCCCGUCCCGCACUCGCCUGGCGCGGGGCCGUGAGGGUCCCGUCCACGUCGAACAGACAGAGCGCUGCGGGCGGCGGGGCCAUGGCGGGGCCGGGCCGGCGGGGCCGCCCCUCCCUCCCGGCGGGCCCCGCGCGCGCUGAGGGGGCGGUGCGAACAUGGCGGCGGCUUGGCUCUGCACAGUCAGGACUAAAGUCUGCAUGGCACCAGCUUCUGGGAGAUGUCUGCAGAAGGUGCUCUGGACAAGGUCAUGGAGAAGGGGAGAUGCUCGCCCACCCUGGACUUUUGGCACAUGGGAGUGUUUGCAGACACAAAACCAGCAAGUCAGAGGUGUUAACAGUUAUCUCAGGAGACAGCGAGAGUCUGUGUGUCUGUCCCAUUUGGCCACUGCUGCUGUGGUCCAGCAGAAGGCUGUGGAUGGGAGGACAGAAGAGUUCAAACUGGUCUACAGGUUUCCAGGGAUAAAGUACUGCAGGGUCCUGUCCAGACUGAAGCUGUUGCAGACUGCCACCACCGUGGUCACGCUGCCUCCCAUCUGGUACCUCUACCUACAGAACCAGGUGUCUCAGAAUAUCCUCUUAUACACAACUGGCCUUGCAGUCUUUGCUGGUGCAAUGUUGUACGGUAUGAGCUACUUUUUCAGAAGAAUUAUUGGAUUCAUCUACUUGAGUGAAACUGGCCAAACUGUCAGAGUGGCCCACUUGACAUUCUGGGGAAGACGGAAUGACAUUUACUGUCCCAUAGAGACAGUGGUGACUUUGGAUGAAGUUGGAGACAGCAAGGGAGAGCUGCUUCUCCAGUUCAAACGGUAUAACAGCACAGAUACUUUAUAUUUUACAGUUAAGUAUGGACAGAUUGUAGACAAAGAGAAGUUUACUCAAAUAUUUGGAGAACGUGUGUGAUACACCAGCUCAUUUCCAGUGAUUUUCCGUGUUGCACGUUCAUUGUGCUUAUUGUUCCAUGAGGUUUAAAUAGCUUACCCAACUGACACCCCUGUCCUUUUCCUAUGCAAAGCCUGCUGUAAGUGCACCCAGGAUCGAAAGUCACAGUGGUAAAGAAUAAUCCACUGGAUUAAAUGUCUUUGCAGCUUG